GUCGAGGACAAGCAGACGAGGGAACACGUAGAGCGGCUCUUCAAGAAGCUGGACCUUAACGGCGACGGCGUCGUCACGAUCGACGAGUUCUUGCAGUCGUGUAUGCAGGACGAAGUGAUAACGGAGUCCCUGAAGGUGUUUGAAGGCCUGUAGUUCACACAAGACGUCCUGAGUGUACCUGCUGGAUAGAUCGACUGGAAGCAUGAAGGAGCAGCUGAUCUUCUUAUAGGAAGGUCUAGAAGCUGGAGAUAGUCCCAGAGCGGGCUGGAGAGAAGCAGCUGGCCUAGCACGCCAGUUUGCAAACUGCAGUUUCUUCUGACGAUGAAAAAUGCGUUACUUUUUCCUUUUGGCGUAGCUUUCAAGUAAGAUCAAAUGCGUGAAGGAAAAAGGAGAUGGUAAAUGUUGUUCCUGGACAGGCUUCGCGUGACAUUGCAUACAUAAUAUGAAAGUGCUCAAAACAAUUUUUAGAAACUCAAGUAUUUCAUAAAUCGAAUAUCUGUGUUUAGCAUAAUAUCAGUAUUACUAUGAAUUCGAAACAAAUUGUUGUAUCUGUUGCUGAGAGUUCCUUUUCGCUUUUGUUGAUAAGAGUGUGUUUGACUGUUUCCUAACACGAGUCAUACAAAGUACAGGAGCACCAAGUUACCUCAAGUUACUAUACCGUGCAUUAUCCAAAGGAGCACCUCGACACCGGAAGGAUAGUCGCUAGGGAAGGAAGUCGCCCACUUGCGAAGACCCGACGACGCGUCUCUGAGUCCCUGAGGCAGGUGCGAGCGGGGGCGCUGAAGGAGCUCCUGCGCCCGUCCUCUCGCGAAGUGGCUCUCACCCGCAGGAGGAUGCGUCCUGCCGAUGUGGUUCUCCUGCAGUAUUCUAGAGGCUCAGACGGACUCUGUACAAUGCUCAUUUCCGCGUGGAGAGUAUAGGUCGUGUCCCUGUACGGAUCGGGGGACCUACGUUCACAGACAGUUUGCUUUUGAGACUCAGCGGUAUA
Penaeus monodon (black tiger shrimp) is the source of this 988-nucleotide messenger RNA. Its product is annotated as Kv channel-interacting protein 4-like. Gene Ontology annotation, molecular function: calcium ion binding. The record is from RefSeq and is a predicted model, not a curated record. Lineage: Eukaryota; Metazoa; Arthropoda; Malacostraca; Decapoda; Penaeidae.